This is a messenger RNA of Musa acuminata subsp. malaccensis (wild Malaysian banana), 1017 nucleotides long. Its product is annotated as protein TRACHEARY ELEMENT DIFFERENTIATION-RELATED 7A. NCBI's taxonomy places the organism in Eukaryota, Viridiplantae, Streptophyta, Magnoliopsida, Zingiberales, Musaceae. Gene Ontology annotation, biological process: plant-type secondary cell wall biogenesis. The record is from RefSeq and is a predicted model, not a curated record.
CCUUCGUGUAUUCGUCUUCAACACUCUGUAAACCUAAUGGCUUUCCUCCCUUCUCCCCGAAACUACGGCUUCCCUUUCUUCUUUUCUCCACCACCUCCCAAGGUGUCUCCAUUCAGGGCACCGCCGCCAUCUCCAAAGGUGUCUCCUUUUACGCCUCCGCCACCAUCACCUUCGAAGCAAGCACCACCGCCACCACCUCGUCGUAGCCCUCCACCUCCGUCACCUUCAAAGCAAGCACCGCCGCCGCCACCACGCCGCAGCCCCCCGCCACCUUCACCCUCAAAGCAAGCACCCCCACCGCCACCCUCCCCUUCAAAGAAAGCUCCCCCACCGCCACCAAAGAAGAUGGCCCCGCCUCCACCAAAACUGUCGCCGCCACCACCACCUCGAACCCCUGUCCAUCCUCCACCAGCCCCAGUGGCACCACUGCCACCAGCACCACCCCACAUCCCCCCACCGUCGCCUCCACCACCAAGCCCGCACCACACCGUAAUCAUCGUCGUGUUCGUUUCCCUUGGCGGCCUCUUCUUCCUCGCAUUCCUCGCGGCGGCCCUCUGUUGCUGCCUCAAGAAGAAGAAAAAGAAGAUGGCCGCCAAGGCGGAGGUCGUGGACGUCGAGGACCACGUGCACAUCCAUGAGACUGUCGUUCCAGGACCCCAUGGCGAACAACUGGUGGCCCUGUCGAUCGACGAAGACAUCAAAGUCCACGAGGUGAUCAAGAAGGGUGAAUUGAUCGGCGAGACCUCAAUCAGGGAACCUGCACUGGAACGACCUCAUCCAAACGACGAAGCCACUGCAGGUUCUUCCGGAACCAUUCACCGGAACCUUGUUGAACACAGAAAUCAGUAGGCGACUGACGGUGAGAAGUGCGACUGAUUCGCCAAUAAGGACAUGCUCGUGUGGAGUGAAGCUGUUCGAUGUGGUUACUGUUGUGUUCAUUGUCAUAUGUUGUGUUUAUUGUGAUUCCUUUAUGUCCAUAUCAUCUGGCAAAUUAUUCUAAUGUUAUAUCAUUUAUUA